Messenger RNA from Aptenodytes forsteri (emperor penguin), 882 nucleotides. RefSeq names its product ubiquitin conjugating enzyme E2 T (gene UBE2T). Bases 137 to 730 code for a protein of 197 amino acids. NCBI's taxonomy places the organism in Eukaryota, Metazoa, Chordata, Aves, Sphenisciformes, Spheniscidae. The record is from RefSeq and is a predicted model, not a curated record. The transcript is spliced from 6 exons.
ACAUCAGGAUAACAACUUGAAACCCAGGUUAAUUCUUCUUGGCCAAAAAAAAAAAAAAAGGUCUCAAUGUUAAGCGCUAUUUUUGAAAAGCUAAUUUUGCCGGCAAUAAAACCCAGUCUCUUAGAGUUUCAGCACAAUGCAAAGAGCAUCGCGACUGAAGAGGGAGCUCUCCCUCUUGACCACAGAGCCACCUCCAGGCAUCACCUGCUGGCAAAAUGAACACGGGCUAGAUGACCUACGAGCACAAAUUUUAGGAGCUGCUGACACACCAUAUGAGAAAGGAAUAUUCAACCUGGAAAUAGUUGUUCCUGAAAGGUACCCGUUUGAGCCCCCGAAGAUUCGCUUUCUGACCCCUAUCUAUCAUCCUAACAUUGACUCUGCUGGAAGGAUUUGCCUGGAUGUUCUUAAAUUACCACCAAAGGGUGCGUGGAGACCUUCCUUGAACAUCUCCACGCUGCUGACCUCCAUCCAGCUGCUGAUGGCGGAGCCCAACCCUGAUGACCCUCUCAUGGCAGACAUAUCCUCAGAGUACAAGUACAACAGGCAACUGUUCUUGCUGAAUGCCAAAGAGUGGACUGAGAAAUACGCAAGCCAGCAGAAGAGGGCUUCCAAGCCUUUGGAAGAGAAAAUAAACCAAAGGGAAACGAGUAGCAGCGAUGAAUCCACCGCGCAGAAAAGGAAAGGGAGUAACAUCAGCAAGAAGGAGAAGAAAUCUCGCCUGGAUUCCUAGGUGGUUCUUGUUCUGGUUGUGGCCGUCGCCUUUGCUUUCACCGUCCUCUUCUCUUUACACAGGUGUGCCUAAAUAUUUUAACCAGCAUGUAGCUGUAGCAGGCUUGGUUUUUCUAUUUCCUAAGGUUUUGUUGUGAGAAGUUCCAUUAUGUA